Emiliania huxleyi CCMP1516 is the source of this 567-nucleotide messenger RNA. RefSeq names its product ubiquitin protein ligase. The coding region runs from base 1 to 567 and encodes 188 amino acids. NCBI's taxonomy places the organism in Eukaryota, Haptophyta, Isochrysidales, Noelaerhabdaceae. The record is from RefSeq and is a predicted model, not a curated record. Gene Ontology annotation, molecular function: ubiquitin-protein transferase activity. The transcript has a single exon.
AUGCACCGCUCCGACGGCGGUUCCACGGUCGAGCUCAAGCCCGGCGGUGCCUCGCUCAGCCUCACCUACCACAACCGCUCCGAGUGGUGCUCGCUCGCGACCGCCUUUCGGCUGCACGAGUGCGACGCGCAGACCGCCGCCGUGCGGCGGGGGGUGGCGCAGAUUCUGCCGCUCGAGGCGCUCGUCCUCUACACGGCGGACGAGCUCGAGCGGCUCGUGUGCGGACAGCGCGACUGGUCCGUGGAGCACCUCCGCAAGUACGCCGAGGUGCGCACGGCGGACAGCCGCAGCGUCGGCUUCCUGUGGGAGGUGCUGGCCGAGAUGGUGCGCGAGGAGCGCGAGCUCUUCCUCAUCUUCGUGUGGGGCCGCUCGCGCAUGCCAGAGGGGGCCCCGCCGCAGCGCUUCAUCGUCGACUCGCAGCACGUGCAGGGCGACCCCGACGAGCACCUGCCGCUCGCCGCCACGUGCUUCUUCCAGCUGCACCUGCCGCGGUAUAGGAGCAAGGAGGCCUGCCGCGCGAAGCUGCUCUACGCCAUCUACAACUGCAAGGAGAUGGACCUCGCGUGA